GGGACGGUCGCGGGGAGAAGCUCACCGCCUGCAUUCAGAAUGGGUGUGCGCCUGGCGGCCUGGUCCCUGCUGGUGGUGUCUUGCGGGUGGCGGGCAGAGGCGGCGUGCCAGGGCCUGGCGGCUCGAGAAGGUGACGUCACUGUGCACUGCGACGGCGUCGCGCCGGACUGGGCCAACCUGACGACGGCCACCAGCGGCGUCGAGGUGCGCGGCCUGCAGCUGCCGCAGCUGGGCGCGGACUUCCUGGCCGGACACGUCUUGAUGCAGCUGACGCACCUGUACCUGCCCCACAACCAGAUCCGGACGGUGCUGGAGAAUGCGACGGUGGGACUGCCGGGGCUGCUCACUCUGGACCUGUCGCACAAUCGGCUGGAGCGGCUGGAGGCUGGAGCACUGGUCGGCAGUCCGCAGCUGGAGACGCUCGUGCUGUCCCACAACCAUCUGCUGUCGCUGGCCAUGCCGCUGCCUCAGGACUGGGCCUUCCUGCUGCCGCUGACACAGCUCAGCCACCUACAGGUGCGCCACUGCAGCCUGACAUCGGUGCCGGAGGCGGCGCUCGAGGUACUGUCGGACACGGCUCCGUCCGCCGAGCUGGACACGCGCGGGAACCCUUCGGCGGGGCCGCACUGCCGCCAGCUGCGGCAGCGCAUGCGCUACAGCGCGGCGGCGCCCCGACUGCUGUGCGACGCCGCUCGCGCCAGCCGCCUGCGCCGGCCGCCGAGCCUUCUGGUCGUCCUCUGGUGCGUCGUCGCCAUCGUCUCCGUCGUAACUGCCUUGGCCUGCCUCUGGCGCUGGCGCUACGGGAAAGGCGCGAGCACCGGCGUGCCCUACCGCCGCUUCUUCAUCCGUGGCAGCGUGGACGCCUAAUAUUUACCGUAGUUCGUGUACAACUUAACAGCCUCCUCGGACUGUGAAUGGAUUUUAUGUAUCACUCGAAAUACGAACAGAGUCGAGGAGACUGAUUCGUCAGGAGGCAGAGUUUCCAAGUUGUUAUAAAACUAUUUUAGUAUCCUCUGCUGUUCCCAUUAUCUAUAGUGGGCUGCCAAAUUAAAACCGAACACCAGUCACAAUGGGACCAUGGAAUGGUUCCACUCAAAAGUAAUCAGUACACGUGUUAAGACAUUCCCACUGGGAGACAAGACGAUCAGUUCCCGUUUUGUAGCAUGCAGUUGGCCACCGACAGAUAGACCACACCUGCUCUUACACUUCCUCAUCUGAAUGAAACGGGACACCACGGAUGUCUUUCUUUAGGUCACCAAUGAUGUGAAAAACACACGUUGGAAGAUCUGGGCUGUACAGAGACUGCUGCAGUGUUUCCCAACCAAAUCACUGAAUUGUAGCCUUUGGCUGAUUGGCAAUGUGUGGGUCGGAAUUAUCGUGCAACACGAUGAUGCUGUCUGACGGCAUUCCUGGGCAUUUUGACUUUAUGGCAGGUCACAGUCUCUGUAAUUGUCUUCAUAGCGCUAUGCCUCGAUCGUGGUCCCACGGUCAAAGUACUCGAUGAGCACAGGGCCCCUGCAGUUGUAGAUCAUUGUAACCUUACCAGGACUUGUGUGAACAGUUUUGGAUUUAUUUAGCAGGGGAAAUGUGAAAAGUCUAGAGUGCUGGCUUUGCCAUUUGCCCUCGGGCUCAAGAUGAUGGCACAAAGUAAAGUCAUUACGACCUCCUUCCUCACCUCUCGGGGCCCUCGACUGCAGAACCACAAUCAGUGCACAGCGCUAUGAAAACACUUUGCAGUAACUGUGAUGCACCAUGAAGUCAAAACGCCUAGGAAUGUCCUCAGACAGAAUCGCCUGUUGCACGAUAAUGGUCGCACUUACACUGCCAAUUGUAUGAAGGCUACACUUCAUUGAUCUGGUUGCGAAACACUGCAGCAACAUCUGUACAGCCCAGAUGUGAUUUUCACAUUGUUGGCAACCUGAAGUAACACAUGCAUGGAUGUCAGCUUCAAUUAGAUGAGAAAAUGCAAGAGUCAUCGUGGAUCUGUCAGCUGCCAACCGCAUUCUAUGACACAGAAACUGAUCAUCUUGUCUCUCAGUGGGGUCAAUGUCUUAAUGUGCAUGGUUCUUACUUUUGAGUGGUACCCUUCCAUGGUCCCAUUGUGGUGGGUGUUCGGUUCUUAUUUGGUUGCCCCUCAUAAUCUGGCACUAUCUAGAGUGCCACUGUAGCAUACGAGGAAUCACUCGCAAUAAUGGGCUUACUGACUAGAACAAUUUUUAAAAAGACAAUAAUAAUAAUAAUAAUAAUUACCUCAUGUGGCUGAAUGGGCAGGUGCAUGUCUUUCAAUUGGACACCAUUUUGACAACUUGCGUAUCCCUAUCUACUCCAGCUAUUCAGCUGGGUAAAGGGAACCUGUAGUGUAACACGCUGAAUCCUAACUAUGUUUCUUUCCUGGUGCCUACUCACAGCAUUGCGAGGCGAAUUCUAGAUUGAAGGCAGGCUAAAAGUUUCUGUCAUCUGGCCAGGAUCCCAUGACCUUCUGGUUUCCAGACAUGUGUUUUACCAUUUUUUAACUAAUCUGUUAUGAACUGAAAUACAAGAAUUACAUGCUUUUACAGAUGUUGAUGCAUAGCUUAACCAUGAUCAGUAUAGCCUACAAAUUAUUUACACUAAACAAGAAAUUAGUAAUAAUAAUAAUAAUAAUAAUA
This is a messenger RNA of Schistocerca nitens (vagrant locust), 2648 nucleotides long. Its product is annotated as trophoblast glycoprotein-like. Gene Ontology annotation, cellular component: extracellular matrix. Gene Ontology annotation, molecular function: protein binding. The transcript is spliced from 4 exons. The coding region runs from base 40 to 867 and encodes 275 amino acids. The record is from RefSeq and is a predicted model, not a curated record. Lineage: Eukaryota; Metazoa; Arthropoda; Insecta; Orthoptera; Acrididae.